Pangasianodon hypophthalmus (striped catfish) is the source of this 1383-nucleotide messenger RNA. RefSeq names its product S100 calcium binding protein U (gene s100u). The transcript is spliced from 3 exons. The coding region runs from base 158 to 634 and encodes 158 amino acids. Gene Ontology annotation, molecular function: calcium ion binding. NCBI's taxonomy places the organism in Eukaryota, Metazoa, Chordata, Actinopteri, Siluriformes, Pangasiidae. The record is from RefSeq and is a predicted model, not a curated record. Gene Ontology annotation, cellular component: perinuclear region of cytoplasm.
AAAGUUAAGAGAGGAGGAAAAAAACCAAAUCGCGGAAGAGAUUGUCUCCAGCUCUUCUAGUUUGACAAGUUUUUUCCCUGCUGUUAGAGAAGAGACUGGAAGGGAAAAGAGGCGUAAAGCACGGUUAGGUCAGUCGCUCGAGUGCCGGAGUGUUUUGAUGGUAAGAGCAAACAUGGAAGGAGCUAUCAAGACAGUGGUGACAGUCUUCUUGAAGUCAGCAAAAGGCAAGGAGAACCUUGGAGGAAAGGACUUCCAAAGCCUAGUGAAGAACCAGCUGAACAACAUAUUGACGGGUACAGAGAACUCUGAGGCCAUCAAAAAUAUGCGUCAAGGUCUUGAUGCCAACCAAGAUGGAAAAGUCAGCUUCCAGGAGUACAUGACGCUGAUCGGAUACUUGGCACAGUCAGUCAGUCAGCAGCAUUGCACCAAGGAGACCCAAGUGGCGAGUUCAGGCCCAGAAACGCAGGCAGAGGCCCCUGAAGCCUCGAAGGCUGAGCCUGAGGCUGAGAAAGAAGCAAAAGCUGUAAAAGAGGAAGAACCAGCCAAAGAGAAGGAUGAGGCAGUGGAAGUGGUGGAAUUGGUAGAGGAAGAAGAAAAUGUAGAAGGGGUGAUAGAAGUAGAGGAGCGCACGUAGGCUCUUGAGACAGUUGAUGAAAACAUCUCAAGACCUUAUCCUUGUUUUUAUUUCAGUGUAUUUUUUACUAUUUCACAGCUAACCAAAUUUGACCAACACUACAUUUUGUACCACUAGAUAAAGCAUAAACCACUCAAUAUUAUUUGGAAGUCCUUUUGUCUAUUGUCUAAAACAGUGCUUUUCAAACCAGUCCUCAGACAGUCUCCAGCCCUCCAGAUAAUUUACAUUUUGCUCUACACCAAGUCAAACAACACAGUGAUGGAGCAAAAAUGUGGAACGUCUGAGGGGUGCAUGAGGACAGUUUUGAGAAUCACUGGUCUAAAUAGACACAACUAACAAAAUGUAUAUGUAUUGUAUUUUAUCCAUUUAAAGAUUUGUAUUUGGAUUUGUAUUUACAUUAACACUACAUUACAACAUGGAUCUUUAAAUGUGUUACACAAUACCUCUACCAAUAUGUUUACAAAUGAUGCUUUCAUUGGCAUGUUCAAUUAAAUGGCCCUGGUGUUCUUCUAAGAUAACGGUACGCCCAUAUGUGGCUCACUCACACCCCGGCUAUCACCCCUGUUUAGUUUUCUACAUAUGUUCAAAUAGUUUAGGCCUUGUACACUUUGAGUUGCUUAGCAUGUAUGCUAACACAAUUUCACUGUUUCAUAACAAGUGCUGACUAAUAUUGAGCUAUAUUUGUCAUACCACUGCCAAAUUUGAAUUAAGACUCAUUUGCAUGACAAUAAACAAACAUUUUUCUUUGA